GUGGCCGUGCUGGUCAUGCUCGCAUGCGAACAUAAGCCCUCGUCGGAAAUCAGCCAUCUCUUCUCACACUCAUGCCGUCAGUUCUCCCUCGGAGGAGUUUUAGGGUUUUUGUUUACGUCCCUUCCCAAAAUCUAGGGUUUUAACCACCAUUUCUUUCAUCGAUUUUUUCUCAACCAAUGCAUUCCGGUUUCUGAUUUCUCCUAUAAAAACGCUAUUGACUGGGACUUGGUAAAUUGCUCUCUCCAUCGAAGACCUACUGUGAACCGAAGCGGAGGAGAUCAAUAGUCAUGGCGAAGACGAAGCCAGGGAAGAAAGACUUGGAUUCCUAUACGAUCAAAGGCACCAACAAGGUUGUCAGAGCGGGAGAUUGUGUUUUGAUGCGCCCCUCGGACUCCGAUAAGCCUCCUUAUGUGGCUCGAGUGGAAAAGAUCGAAGCAGAUAAUCGGAAUAAUGUGAAGGUCCGGGUGAGGUGGUACUAUCGGCCGGAGGAAUCGAUUGGAGGGCGGAGGCAGUUCCAUGGAGCGAAGGAGUUGUUUCUGUCGGACCACUAUGAUGUGCAAAGUGCUCAUACCAUCGAGGGGAAGUGUACUGUCCACUCGUUUAAGAACUACACCAAACUCGAGAAUGUCGGUGCCGAGGACUACUUCUGUCGAUUUGAGUACAAGGCUGCCACCGGGGGAUUCACCCCUGACCGAGUGGCAGUGUAUUGCAAGUGCGAGAUGCCUUACAAUCCCGAUGAUCUCAUGGUUCAGUGUGAAGGAUGUAAAGACUGGUUUCAUCCUUCUUGUAUGGGCAUGACCAUAGAGCAAGCAAAGAAAUUAGAUCACUUUUUAUGUUCUGAUUGUUCAUCUGAAGAUGAUGCCAAAAGAUCCAUGAACACAUUUCCUGUCUCACCACCUGUUGAGCCUAAGGUCUAAGAUGAGCAAGAAUUGCAUACUAUGCCCUAAGUGAUUGUUCAAUGAUUUGAUCAUGAAGACAAUAAUGAACUCUAUGGCCAUCUGGCACUUGAGCAUACAGCCUCAUGACACUAAUCUGCAUUUUCUGUGGGAAUGAAGAUCUUUAGGUAGUGCUGUUAUGGUUUCAUUCAUCAUCUGUAGAGAGAACUAGGAAAGAGUGAAGCUUCAUCUGAUAAUGUGGAAGUCCUAGUCUUCUAUAACUGAAGGAUGAAGUCUCUCUUAGAAGACCAGUCAUGUUUGAGGGAGCUUCAAGAAUUAUGUCGUUUAAGUGGUGGACUUUGAUAAGAGAUCCGUUGAUAUCCUUGAAAACAUGAACGAGAAAUUCUCUUCUCACCUUAAUCAAGU
Nelumbo nucifera (sacred lotus) is the source of this 1301-nucleotide messenger RNA. Its product is annotated as chromatin remodeling protein EBS-like. The record is from RefSeq and is a predicted model, not a curated record. Gene Ontology annotation, molecular function: chromatin binding. NCBI's taxonomy places the organism in Eukaryota, Viridiplantae, Streptophyta, Magnoliopsida, Proteales, Nelumbonaceae.